Molecule: messenger RNA, 1098 nt
Organism: Talaromyces stipitatus ATCC 10500
Lineage: Eukaryota; Fungi; Ascomycota; Eurotiomycetes; Eurotiales; Trichocomaceae
Exons: 5
Coding region: 1-1098 (365 amino acids)
Biological process (GO): fucose metabolic process; glycoside catabolic process
Cellular component (GO): lysosome
Molecular function (GO): alpha-L-fucosidase activity
Source: RefSeq, a predicted model, not a curated record
AUGACCGUCACCAACAGUAACGACCAGAAUUAUCUCACAGUGGCUGAUACCCUGGUCGUCUCAACGAGUUCAAGGAGUUCAAAUUAUGUUGAUCUGGUUGUCCCGGGCAAUCUGACUCGUCUCGCGCCGGGUCAGAGUGCCAUUGUACAAGUUAAAGUAAAAAAUAAAGCUGGAGUUGCAGCAGACACUUUGUGUACUGUGGACAUUGUUGCCACGUACGGUCAAGCAUACGACAGCUUGAACAAUCACUGGAAUCCAGAUUGGUACAAUAACGUGAAAUCUGGCAUCUUCAUCCAUUGGGGGCCUUACUCGGCACCGGCUUAUGGAAGCGUUGCCCCAAAUGAAGACUAUGCAGAAUGGUAUUGGAUGCGCCAGCAUCAGCCAUCCUACAAGACCCAAAUAAAUCAGUACCAUUUGGAAAUAUACGGUGAAAAUUUUAUCUGCGAUGAUUUUAUGAGCAAUUUCACCGGCGCGGCGUGGGAUCCAAAGGAGUGGAUGAAUUUGAUUGCAGAUUCUGGAACACAUUACUUUGCGCUAGUCACAAAACAUCAUAACGGAUUCGCUCUUUUUGAUUUCCUAUUAAUGUUAGCAUGUGGUCUUCCAUCCAUUAUGGUCCAAAAAGAGACUUCAUUGGAGAACCACUUGCAAAAACUAAAAAAUAUUAUCCUGGAAUUCGUCGUGGGGUUACGAAUAGCAACUUCCUGCUCGAUAUUGGACCCAUGCACAACGGCUCCAUUCCAGGAAUUAUGCAAACAGGUCUUCGCGACGCUGGCGCCUGGCUUCGAACGCAUGACGAAGGCAUCUUAUGACACUAGGUAUUGGAGCGUAACUCCCGGCACGGGUCAAAUACGUUACACGACAACGGCAGACGCUUUUUGUAUUCAUUAUAUGGGUGCUCCGCCUCUGUUGAUUCCAAUUUCUGACCCUGUACCCUGGCUACCGGGAGAUACGGUGACGGUGCUGGGCGGUAAUAAGAAUGAUACCAUCGUUCCGGUCACAAAAUCUGACGACGUACUCAACUUGACUCUUACGGAAGACAUUGUUCAAGCCGACACGUAUGUAUGGUCAUUCAAGCUUUCGUACACUAGUGACAGGUGA